This is a messenger RNA of Nothobranchius furzeri (turquoise killifish), 750 nucleotides long. RefSeq lists its product as uncharacterized. Lineage: Eukaryota; Metazoa; Chordata; Actinopteri; Cyprinodontiformes; Nothobranchiidae. Gene Ontology annotation, biological process: inflammatory response; regulation of lipid catabolic process. The record is from RefSeq and is a predicted model, not a curated record. Gene Ontology annotation, molecular function: signaling receptor binding.
UUUGGGAGUGAGUGUUGAGCCAAGAUACAGAGAGGAGGGUAUUCACCUCCUGGACUGGGUUAUUUUCCUAUAGUUGGAGAAAGAUGGCUGCUCGGUUGCUGCUACUGGCUUGUGCUGCUGUUGUGUUACAUGCUGCCAAAGCCCAGGACUCUUACAACGGGCUGCCCGAUUCCUUUAAGACAGGAGUGGAUUUGGUUUCUGAGCAACUUACAUCGAGCAGUAAUGUAAAACUGCAUUUUCGCUUCUGGAAAACAGUGAACAAAUCACAGCAUGAGGCGGGAUUUCGUCAGAAAUUCCUCUACCACCAUUUCCACCUGAAACCCACCUGGUGUGCUAAAGGAAAAGGAGCGUCAAACUCCCAGAGUUGUGCCUUCAGGAAUGACAGACCUCUGAUGGAUUGUGCAGUUUGCUUCAAAAUGUCCCCAGAAGGGAUUGAAUACAAUCCCAUGCCAUAUGUUCACUGCAUCCAGAGACCAAGACUCACAAAAGAGAUGAUCACUGAACGGACACAACAGUGCAAAAAAGUGAACUACAACACAGGAGGAGCAACCCUUUUGGGCUUGUCUACGGGCUGAAAAGACAGUUCUUAAUAUUAAUCAAGCAGCAAGAGGUCCAGCUAAUUCUUCACUUUAUCUGCCUUUUCUUUUCUAUUAAUGUCACUUUUUCCAAGCACAACUGAGUGUAUUCAAAUAAAAUCUGUGCUUUUGACGUAUUAUAUAACUGCAACAAUAAACUAGGUCACCGCCUGUA